UGCCUGGGAACUUGGGCUGCUUCAAAGACAGCGGCGACCCACCCACCCUGUCGGGCACCAGUGAGACCUCCAACAAACUCACCAUCCAAAACUGCAUCAGCUUCUGUAGGAAGCAGAGAUACAAGCUCGCCGGUAUGGAGUCAGGUUAUGCCUGUUUCUGUGGCAACGAGGUGGACCUGCCCGCUCACGGCGAGUCGCCGAGCAUGGAGUGUAACCACGUUUGCUUCGGCGACCACACCCAGCCCUGCGGCGGCGACGGCUGGGUCAUCAUCUUCGACACCCGAGUCGGAGCGUGCGGUGGAAACUACAGCUCUCCAUCCGGAGUGAUCUACUCCCCUGACUUCCCCGACAGCUACGCGGCUGGCCGUGUCUGCUACUGGACCAUCCAGGUUCCCGGAUCGUCUGCCAUCCUCUUCAACUUCACCUUCUUUGACAUUUCCGAUCAGACGGACAUGGUGGAGCUACUGGACGGCUACACCAACCAGGUGGUGGCGCGCUUUGACUGGCGCAGCCCGCCGCGGGAGCUGGUGAACGUCACGGGCGACUUUGUCGUACUCUACUUCUACUCAGACCGCACCAACCAGGCCCAUGGAUUCGCUCUGCUUUAUCAAGCUUUGAGAAGCCAGGACACCAGAACAAUGGAGGCCGAGGGAGACGAUGAGGAGGAGGGCGAGGACGUCUCCAGCACGGCGGGGCCUCAGCUGGCGGCCGGCGGCGGCGGCGGCGUCACCGAGCGAUCCAACAGCACCUCCAACGGACGUUCCUCCCAGAUCCUCUACGUGAUCACGUCCAGCCCUGGAAAACCGGAGCACAACAUGCCAGUGUGGACCAUCUACGCCCUGGCCGCCCUCCUCAUUCUGACCGUCAUAGCCAUGGUGGCCAAGCUGCUGCUGCACAUCACAGUCAAGUCUCCCAACAUCCCGACAGUCAGCGGCUCGGACAGCUGCAGCCAGAGCACAGCGUCCUCUGAGCCCUGGAUCAUCCUGUACCGACCCUCCACCAUCUCCCUCUUCAAGAAGAAGCUAAAGAACCACCACGGCGACCUCAGCCCCCUGGUGGGCAACUAGCGCAAACCGCUGCGCUUCGCCAUUGACCAACGCUACCGCCACCCACAACUAUUCUGUACAAGGGCCAUCAGAUGUCAGGCCCCUCAGACAAUGAAACUCUAUGAGGUGCUGCGCUGACAAGCCAACGACUGGGUGGCUAAUGACAAUGAUAGUGACGGCUGCGAAAAAGGCCCACGGGCCAGAGUGGCUGCGCCCUCCCAUCAUGCUCAGCACCAAAGAGGAGAGGGACAGGCAGGGCUGUCAGUGACCACGGUGUGGGAGAGGAGAGCCGAUCUGCAGCUCUGACAAAGACACGAUGAUGCUUUUAACACGCAGGAAGUUUCCUCUGGCCAGAGAGGCUCCAUUUUCAGUCCCACCUCCCGACGCCAUCCGGUGAAAACCCCACACAGCUGCUGGACUGAGGCUAACUUCACUGACAGCUCGGGAGGUUUUCCUCCUCCUGCUGCUCCAAGAGCUCCCGAGCUCAUCACAGCAUCGUCGGCAUCGAGGAGAGGACGAAGAAAAUGGAGUCAAUGACACUCACACACCUCCAGUACACUGUAACCUGUUAGAGCUCAGCAGCGUCACACAGCUCUUCUAUCUGCCUCAUACGGACGACACACACACUUGCAGCCAAAAACCAUAAUCCUCCCGAACACGGAGCGUGUAUCCAUCUGUGUUUUUGAUUCCGUCUGCAAAGUGCUGAUGUUUCUUUUUCUCGUGUUUUACAUGAAAACCAGUUUUCUGAGGAGAGGGAACCAGGACGUGGAACAACGUCACACAGAGCGUAGAUAUCGCAGCACUUUGGGGUGGAGUCGCUCGCUGUUGAAAUAAAAAGAUCAGAGACAACGAGAGCGCGCUCGCCCACUCACUCACUCACUCACUCACUCGACACUCAGUGGAUCUGGGUGGAGAGAAGUUAAAGUGGGUGGUGGGGAUGGCGGGGGGGCAGCAGUUGGCUGACAAACUGCCAUUUAGGGAGACUCGGGAAGAUCUGAGGGGCUUUUUUCUGCUCGUUUGUGGGUGGGAAUCUUUCCGGUUUGAUGGUGUUCAAGUGCCUUAAGGAUCCUCCUCUUCCCUCAUCUCAGAUUCCUCACAUCUGUUCCUUUCGCGAAGCGAAUCGAGGUCCUUCACAAAAACAUCUGCACUUCUCUAAAAAUCUGUGGUUGUGAAGAGUUUCAUUCCAAAACAAUGUAAAAAAAAAAAAAAAAAAAAAAAAAAAAAAAAAAAAAGAUGCCAUAUCUUGUACAGUGAUUGAUGUUUUUUUUAAAUCAUAGUACACUCAACGGAAAACCUCUCCAGACUGGAUCUCUUUCAUUUUUUGUUGAUUGAUUGAUUGAUGAUUUAUCUUUUUGUUUUCCUAAAUGAACUUAUAGCCUUUUCUGGAAUCCAGCUCUUCAUGUAGUAACAGACGAGGCUUUAAAAGAAAGAUGUUUGUUUCUAAUUUCUGUCUAUGCUCUUAUGUGUAGUCUUGGACAUUUACUGAACAUAUUGUUCACAUUAAGUUGUCUUUUGAUUAAUGGGGGGGGGGUGAAUAUUGUUGUACAUUAUGUAAUUCAGUGUGGGAUGAUAUUUAUGUCUGCUCUUUUAUUUUGUGUCUAGGAAACACAUUCCAGAGAUCUGUCAACGUACUUUCUCAUCAACCAAACACAAAAAGUGGGAUGCAUUUUUUUUUUUUUUUCUUUCUUUCUCCUUAGGCUGCAGCAAAUUGCCUGAAAUCACAAGAUGCUGCAGAACCCUGAAGCUUUUACUUACCGCCUUGAUUUCAGGCCAAGAGGUUUUAGCGCAAACAACACAACCAAAAGCACUCAUUGGUACUAUGCACAAGCUGUCAGCAGAUCUGCAGCCGUGACGGGUUUUCUGUGCAUUUGCUGUGACAUUUAAACUACUUGUGAAAGGUCAAAGUCUACUAGUUCACCAUUGGCAUAGUAAUUGGUCUUUCCUGAUCAUGGACAUGAGGCUCAUGUGGGUUUCUGCAGACGGUCAGACCCAAAAAAACCUUCGAACAAACUGUCAGGAUAAAAUACUGAAGAGAUACGAACAGCAAUGCACUUAAAUUGGCUUCACCUUGCACCUUUUUUUUUCACUUUUGCAAUUUCGGUGACAAGAGAGAAAAGGUACUUUUGUGCAGCAACCUGAGCACUUGAGACAAAACGUCGUGUUUUACACACAACACAACACAACACAACCCCAGAGUUACAGUCAAGUCAAAACGUGUAAUUUUCAAGAAUCAGAGGGAAUCUGAAGCCUGUGAAAACAUCAACAACCGCUCUUUCCCAAUGAGAUGUUUGUAACGAAAUGCGACCGUACUCUGUUCUGCCUGUCUGCUCAACUGGAACUCAUGUUAAUUAUUGCAAGACAACAGCACAUGCCCCUGGCUCUGUGAUGUUCAGAGCAGCCCAUGCGUAGAGAGAAGCGAGAGCGCGGAUGUGAGAGGGAUGGGAAAUGAAUGUGCGUUUAAAUCUAACACAAGCUAACAACAUCUGACAGUUUAAAUCUAACAGGGGCAUAUUUGUUUGGAUAGCCUGGCGAAUUAUGCAGACUCCCAUUUUCUGUCCCGUCCUCCAGUCAAUUGGAAAAUUCCACACUCACCUUCUGAGCGAGCGUGGAAACAGGCUUUUCCCAAAACUGUAGUGGAUGUGAAUGUCCUGUGGUGGUCGAUGACAUGAAAACAUUCACCUGAAGCCCCCUGGGAGAAAAACCAUGAGGGGCCGAAACAUUGUUUUUUCAUGAAAUUGUAAAUAGCAGAAUAGUGAAAUUUUUAAUUUAUACAGUAAAUUAUUGUUAUUUUGUAUGUGAAUGGGAUAUAAUCUAUCUUUUGUAUAAGUGAAGUACCUUUGUAGUUUUAUUUAAUGUGUCCUGGUUGCAAAAUAAAC
Messenger RNA from Paralichthys olivaceus (Japanese flounder), 3922 nucleotides. Lineage: Eukaryota; Metazoa; Chordata; Actinopteri; Pleuronectiformes; Paralichthyidae. The record is from RefSeq and is a predicted model, not a curated record.